Molecule: messenger RNA, 8995 nt
Organism: Varanus komodoensis (Komodo dragon)
Lineage: Eukaryota; Metazoa; Chordata; Lepidosauria; Squamata; Varanidae
Gene: TEF
Product: TEF transcription factor, PAR bZIP family member
Exons: 5
Coding region: 167-1090 (307 amino acids)
Biological process (GO): regulation of transcription by RNA polymerase II
Cellular component (GO): nucleus
Molecular function (GO): RNA polymerase II cis-regulatory region sequence-specific DNA binding; DNA-binding transcription factor activity, RNA polymerase II-specific
Source: RefSeq, a predicted model, not a curated record
UGUGAAAAGCGCAGGCGCAGUCGCGGAUAUUGGGUGGCGGUGAUUUUUUUUUCCUAAUCGGGGAGCCCCUUCAGCAGCUUCGUUUGUCGUUUCACUCUUCUCUUUAGGCCCGAAGGUGGUUGGGGGGCUCUCUAGUUCUGUCCGUUGACUCCUCAGCGUAAAUAGCAUGUCCAGCCGUGCUGUACCUCCGGAGGCGGCGGCGGCGGCGGCGACCGCGGCAGCCGCGCCACAAGAGCGGGGCCUGACAGGCGCCUUCCCUUUGGUGUUGAAGAAACUGAUGGAAAAUCCGCCGCGGGACGCGCGCCUCGAUAAAGAGAAAAAGGAAAAACUUGAAGAAGAUGAAGCAGCUGCUGCAAGUACAAUGGCAGUCUCUGCCUCUCUCAUGCCUCCUAUCUGGGACAAAACUAUCCCUUAUGAUGGAGAGUCUUUCCAUUUGGAGUACAUGGAUCUGGAUGAGUUCCUCUUGGAGAAUGGAAUUCCUUCCAGUCCUACUCGUCUGGAUCUAAACCAGAAUCCACUCCUACCUGUGUCUGAGCUGGAAGGAAAAGAACCUACUAAUGCUUCCGCUGCAGUUAACUCAUCCCCAUCAUCUUCCACAGUGGUUUUUCAGCCAUCAGAAACUAUCACAAGUACAGAGUCCUCACCAGAUAAUGAGCGACUGACUCCCAGCCCUAUUGAUCCAGACUGUGUUGAGGUUGAUGUGAAUUUCAAUCCUGACCCUGCUGAUUUAGUGUUGUCCAGUGUACCUGGAGGUGAGCUCUUCAACCCUAGGAAGCACAAGUUUGCUGAUGAGGACCUUAAACCACAGCCAAUGAUUAAAAAGGCCAAAAAAGUCUUUGUUCCUGAAGAUCAAAAGGAUGAAAAAUACUGGACAAGACGAAAGAAGAAUAAUGUGGCGGCCAAGCGAUCUCGUGAUGCACGACGUUUGAAAGAGAACCAGAUCACAAUUCGAGCUGCUUUUCUGGAGAAGGAGAAUACAGCCUUGAGGACUGAAGUGGCAGAGCUGCGGAAGGAAGUGGGAAAAUGCAAGAACAUUGUCUCUAAAUAUGAGAGCAGAUAUGGACCCUUUGACUUAUCCGAUUCCGAGUGAUGCAACUUUAAAGACUCUUAAAAUCACAAAGAAACUAAAAACUACUCAUGAAACCACCUGCCGUCAGAGUGAAGAGUGAAAGAUGUGAGGUAUUCUACACAAACAGCUGAUGACCCUGCCUCCCUGCAAGUACCUUGUCUGAACUACCCAAGGGCUGAGCAUGAUGAAAAGGCUAAGGUCUCUAAUGUUACACUUUUCUUUGUACUGCUGUUUUCUCUUUUUACCACAAUCUGCAGUACAGUCAUUAACUCACUUGGUGCUCUUAUCCUUGAGUUCAGAUUAAAUAAGUAGUGACUUCAUAAGGUGAUACUAAGAAGGGAGGCGAUCUUAACUGAAAAUAACUCAAACUAUAAUACAUCAAGAAUUCUAUGGUUGUUUUUUCUCAUCGUUUCUAUGCUUUAGAAUGGAUGUCAAUUCUGCAACUAAAUGCUGUUAAGUAAUUAUUUCUUACAUUAUUCAAACAGAGCAUACAUGGAAAACAGACUAAAAUACAUUUCAGUCAACCAAUAUAUUGGCUGAAAUUGAAGUAAUGGGAUUAAAACAAAUACCCCAAGAUGUACUAUAUAAUAUUAAAUUUAAAUAAGUAAGAUGCACCUUAUUUUCUCAGCUAAUAAGGCUAACGCUAGGUUUCUGAAUUAAGCACUUUUUCUUAAGCUUACUGACUUCUGACAAUACUGUUGUAAGACUAUUGUCAUGGUUUGCUGAUGCAUUUUCUCAGUCUUUAUAAUGAUAUAUUCCUAUUCCCUUGUUUUUAUAACCAUUCUUUAACUGGAGCUUGGAAAAGAGGAAUGAGGAUAAUGAUAAAAGGAUUGUAAAUGAAGAAUGAUGAGGCUACCUUUCAUUACAUCUCUCCUCUGCUGUCACUUCCCCCUUAGGUGGGGGGAAGUGGGAGCUCUUAAUAUCUUUCUUUAGUUUUCUUUAUCUCAUGCAAAUUCAUUGCAUCAGGUUCUCUGGAAUUUUACAUCAAAAUGGGGUAACAUUCUGGUUUCCUCAAUUGCAUAAAUAUUUAAUUCUAGCUUUCUCCCACUUAUUCUUGCACAGUAGCAGAAGCAAAAUUAGAAACAUUUAUGCCAUCUUCCCUUACUGCUUUCCUCUAAAAAUUUUUUAUAAAAAUUCACAGAGUGCCUAAAGUAGUAUGAUGUGUGUUGCAUUCAUAAAUCUUCUGAAAGGUCAGGCAGAGCACAAUGGAAAAUCCUUCACACCUAUGAGGUAGAAAAACUAUAGAUAGGCCAUGUAAGUACCAAGGUGGACAUUUAAAAGAGAUUUCAGUUGUGUAGAAUUUGUACCCUAAGCAUGAGCUAUAUUACAUUUGUAAUAUAUCAAAGUUAUAUAUUUGUGAAUACAUUUACUAAUGAUGAGCAUGCCCUGUUAUUCUGAUACAUUUAAAAAGACUUAAGAGGGUAAGUGCCUCAGUGUUCUGAGGCAUAUUUGAGGAGUGAACAAUUGGGAGAAGAAUGCUUCUGAAUGGACACCCUUUUUCAAAUGUUUAGUCAAAUAGUUUCCCAAACUGGGUAGAAUUCACAACAGUUUGUCAUGGGAGCCCUAUGGAUCAUCAAUUUUGCAUCAGUCAGUGGGGGAUGGCAGAGCAGCAAGUAGAUUAAAAGCAUGCUACUCUCAGUUUCAGGGGUAGAAAUUGACAGGCAUUUCCUAAAAUAGCAUGCUGUAGGAUCCCACUUAGUAAAAUACUGAUCUAGCCUGCUAUUUUCAAAAUGUAAUCCCAACACAAUUAAAUACUUGCCUGUCCAAUUUAAAAAAUGGAUUUUAAUUGUUCGUAAUGAAUAAAGCAAAAUACAUAUUGUUUAAAGCUUUUUGACUGUUGUCUGUUAAAAAUCUCUGAGAUCUUCAAUGCAGCUAGUAUAAAUAUUAAAUAUGAGACAAAAAUUAGCAUACUAGAAUUCUAGACUUCAUCUAAAGCAGGGGUCUCAAACUCAACUUACCUGGGGGCCACUGGAAGUAGAGUCUGGGUGAGGCUCGGCCGCAUCAAGCGGUGGUGGUGGGCCGCUCAUCCCACGUGGCUCCCGGAGGCCGGCCCGGGCGCUGCCGGCACUUUGAAGGCCGCAGGGUCCCUCCCGUCCUGGCAAUUGGCCCACGGGCCGCGAGUUUGAGACCCCUGAUCUAAAGGUUCUGUGGCACACUCUUGGUAGUUCAUUUAGAGCCAACUUUCCAAUACUUGAGUUUGCUACCUUACAAAUGACUCUGCAUGCUAGUUAUUACUAUUGAUUUUCUAACCAUACAUUUUUGUGAAAAAUUUAGAGUUGAAAAACAUAAUAAAAUGCAGUCUGUCUUUGAUUCUGGCACUAUACUGUAUAGGCAAAAAUAUUAAAAUAUUUUUCAUUAUAUUGUGUACCUUUUACACUGAAAAAUCUACAGUAGUGAUGAUGUGCUUUAAGGCCUACAAAUAUAAAACCUUGAGCAUCAUAUCACAGUAUGUUUUGAGAAAGUGCUAUAAAAUAAUCUAAAUAGCAUGUAAAUUCCCUUGUUUUAUCUCUAUAAAUUAGGAGACAGUUCUAUGGCUAAUAAAUACUGUCUGGAUGACCACAGGAAAGGCUAGGAGUUGCAACACUCACCUUGUAGUUGUUUCUGUGCUGGAUUUAUUUCAGAAAAUGGAAGAACAGCCUCACCUUUGGUGUUCAGGAGAGGAGACUCAGGCUUCAACUGGGGUACAAUGUAACCUGGUGGUGCCUCAGCCUGUCCUCAUGAGUAGACACAAAACACUUAGAUAGCUGAAAUCAGCUGUGUAUGUUUUUUGUGAGGUAGAAGCCUCUGUGCUUCUUCCAACCUUGAUAGGAUGCCUGUAAACCUUGCACCCCUAGUCACAUAGUAUACUUAGUUACAAAAUGUUACAAGUGUUAUGUGUAUGAGUAUAUCUCUACCUUUGUUUAGAAGACCUAAUUCUUAGCUACAAACUAGGAGGGGUGGAAGGAGGAAGUCAUGCUUCUUUCUAAGGCUGAUUUCCUAGAACUACUGAUCUGGAAAAAAAUUCCAUUGAAUUCUGUGAGGCUUACUUCUGAAUAGACAUGUAUAGAAUUGCACUGUUCCUUAAAUUUUAUAAUUUCCUUUUAAGAGAUGAUUAUAAAUAAUGAGUCUAAUUAGGUCUAGCACUCUUUUCUUUUUGCCACUGUUCAACUUGAUACCCAGUUUAUGGUGGUAACAAUAGAAAAGAACAUUCUUAAGUUGCACUAAUACUUAAAAGUAAUUGUCCAAAGAAGCAGCAGAGAGUGCAGGCAGCAAAUGUGCCAGCUGUUCUAUAUACCACCUGUCUUGUUAUCCAAUGGAAUGAGCUUUUAAAGAAAACUAGUGCAAUCUAAAUGAUUACAGAGUUUGGUAAGAAGAGUUUGUGGACAAAAUUAACCUGUUUGAUUACUCAGUGAUGAUCCAUUUGCCACUGAAUGACUGUGGGAUAGCAAAUUUUUGAUUGUAAAUGUUAGGGAGAAGAAAUUUUUUAUAUGCAGACACAUUUCUGUGUAAUAGUGAAUUUGUUACAGAAGUCUUAACCAGGCCAUCCCUUGUGAAAAUAGAGAAUAAUAUAUCCAUUCUAACUAUUCAUAGACUUAACAAUUAAUUUGUAUAUGAAAAAAUAAAUUUGGGAGCUAAUUCUCUUGUUCAUAAAUUUGAACUUAAAUACGCUUAGCAUAGGCAUUUAACCUCUGUUUAACUGAUGUUCAAUUACUGAAUAUUCAUGUGAGGUUUCUACUUGCAGCUAGUGCAGUGGGUUAGGUUUAAAGGGCAAUUCACAUUUCAUUUUUGUGAUCUCUGUGCAGGCUUCAUGUUUGAUGGAGUUUUCCCUUUCUAACUACUUUUGUAAUAUCCAUUUGAGAAGUAAUUGGGGUAUUAGUGCUGUGGAUGCUGAAGCCUUUGUAAGCUUUGAUAUUAAACAUACGAUGUUAAUCUUGGUUGCUAUUUUGUAUAAUGGUUAAAAUUCCAAUUGUCUGUGUGGGUAUGGGUGUUUUUUGUUUUUUAAGAAGUUUAUUGGAUUACUCCAUGUCCUUCCUGUGCUGUAUUGUGCUGUGCUUCCUGGAAUAACCAAGUAUUGUAGAUGUUGCUUAUGGUACUACCUAGUAGACAGUCCAGUUCUGUCAAGUUCUGUCUAAUGCAAGAUGCAUUAGAAGAGAACCGGCAGUUAAUGUUGAAGGGAAUACUGCAUUAGUGUUAGAGGAAAUCUACCUUCAAUAGCCAGAAGUACCUGAGUUUGUACUGUAUUUUUUGUUUUGUAUUUUACAAAAAUCUCAAACACCUCUGAGCCACAACCUAAUAGUGGUUAAAUUACUCCCAUCCCCCCCGCAAAAAAAGGUUAAAGGGUUAAACCCCCCUCCCCAAAUACUCUUAUGCUGUUACUGAUGCAUCUACAAAGGUAUCUAUAGAAAACCAAAUUUGUUCCAUCAUCUUCUAUAAUAGCAAUUCUUUAAACAUCUGAAUUUUAUUAAGGAAGGAGAUACUUUAUCUAUUUAGUUCUGAAGGCAUGUUCAUUUCUUUCUAGGCCAAGCUUGCUAGUCCUCAGUUACUCUUCAGCUAAAGAACCACUUCAUGUGCCUGUUCAGUGUACAACCACUUUUACAUGCACAUAUAAACAUACGUAAUGUGUAAAUUUGAUUAACAUGUGUUUUCACAUGCAUGUAUCUCAUAGGUACAUUUAAAAUAUAUUGUUUUUAUGUGGGGCUCUGAAUGAUCUCUCAUUCAAAAGAUGGAUCAGAUCAACAGCUAUUUAGAUACCUCCAGGCCAUUUCUUUACUGUGAUCAGAUAUAAGACUAAACCAUGGUUUAUGAGAAUCAGUGUAGUCUCCCCCAAACUCUUAUCACCGCUACUCUGUAUAGUUGUGAAAAAAGCAGAAUCUUACUCUGUUUUAGAUUAACUACAUUUUAGAGUAUGCCUGACACUAAAUGUAAUAAUAAAUAACACUCUAGCCUGAAAUAGUCUGAACUGGUUGGUGAAAGCAAGCCAGCUCCAUAAUCUAUGGUUUCAGUAAUUGUAACUAAGACUAACCACAGUUUGGGCUCAGCUGACCAACACGCUGCAGUUAAUCAAAAAGCAGUUCAUCUGAACUCCUUCUGGCAGCCAUGCUAAAGGAAGCAUGGGGAACUCUCUAGACUAGCAAUGGGCUCAUUCUUGUAAUGCUAAACCAUGUUUUGCUUUAUAUCAGGUGCAGGUCUCAGUGUCCAACAGGUAAUGUAUAAACUGGCCAGUAUAUGCUCUCUUAGUUUUAUGCUAAUUAAACAAAUAUUCUAGCUAUUUAUUGUUAUUUUCUUCAAUGAGACAAAUAUUGUAUAUCUGUAGUUCUUUAUAUCAGAUGUAUAUCUAAGUCCUUUAAAGUUUUUGUUCAAAGCAGCCUGUCUGAAGCAGAGUGGGGGAGCUGUACAAGACUGAUGCCUGAGCCAGCAUUCAGGAUGUUUGUACAUAUGUCUUGUUUAUAAGUUGAGAAGCAGGAAGGAAUUCAGAUUUGCCUGCGGAUGAAAGACACACUUUCCCCAUGUUGUAUCGGUUUUUCCUACCUUUGCUACAAAUCAGUCCACUGUUUGAGUAAAGAUUACUAUAAUUUGGGCAGUCCAGGUAUGUUAGGCAUUCUUCCACCCCAUACUUUGUAAUACAUGUGUUCUUGAGCAAAUUAAAAAUGAUUAUGCAGAAUGUUAGGAAGAGGUAACAAGUAAAGUGGGAAAAUAAGGGGACGGGACAUUGCCCUAACCAACAUACUGAAAGCAAGGCCCUUUUGGGCUCUAAUUCUGCUGGUCUGGGUUCAUUUACAAGGGGCAUUUGUUUUGAUGUGAAUGUUCUUCAUCUUGAAUUCAUUGAAUCUAAUGGCAGUGAAAAGAAUGCAAAACUGUGAAGGAAAGCUAGCUAUAUUUUUUAGUCUUAAAAUAUAAUUGUAUGCAUGUUUAGAUGAAAAAAGCCUUAUAAAUUCCAGCAUCCAUCUCCCCCCCCCCCCCCCCCAACAUAACAUGGCUGGCUAGGGAAUGCUGGGAAUUGUACAACUCUUCCAUCUAAACAUGUAUUAAACUGUGCCUCCUUACAACUGGCCAGUUAAUGACACAUUUGUUUCUUGGGUGCCCUAUGUCAUGAAUUCAGAUAAUGUUCACAAGACAGCCUCUCAGUGUGAAACUAAGGAUAAGGUGGCUUUUUUUAGCUGAAGUGGGAUAAGUAUUAACUUGACCUUUGAAACAUCUGCUGGCAAAGUGCUUAGUAGGGUCCAGGAUAGCUUACAUGUUUUGUUUUUACAUUGGUGUCUAAAAUAAGGUGAUUACAAUAUUAUUGGCAUAUGCUAUUUUGUAUUACAGAAGUGUAAAUACACUUUAAUAUUAUUCUUGGUCCUUAUGGAGUAAUAAGUGCUUCCAUUGUAAUCUCUGCAAAUUUGUUUUUAAAUCUUUUAAUGUAGCAUGGCUUGAAAAAAAAUCCUUAGAAAACUGCAGGAAUCAAACAAAAUUAAAUUGAUGUUGUAGAGUUUUACUUUGUGAUGCUUUCUGUUUAUAAAAUGUUUAAUAAUUCACAAAAGCAGAGAGACUAAGAAUUGGCAGGGAAGGUAUUUCCAUGGUCACUGAGUUUAUUCAUAAUAGUACUCACCCAGUCUUACCUGGAGGCAAAUCAAUCUGCCAGUUACCAGCAACCCUCACACAUCAUGUCCUAUUGACAAAUGGCAUGGGAUGACUUCUGUAUUUUCUGUAUUUUGUCUUCAUUUGGUGUUCUUUGCACACUUCAUUCGUCUCUACUGAAUCGCAAUUCAUUGUACCAUAAAUUAGGCUUAUGACAUUUUAGCCAUAAAUAGCAGAGCUCAUCCUCUGUCUUAUUAGAUAUAUAUACAUUUUCCAUAUAUAAUCAAGCAUUUCAAUAAAUGGACAUUUUAAAUGACUUUGACUGAAUGCCUAAAUGUGGUAGAUGGAUUUAGCAAUAACUCUUGCCCUUUUGUCUGUAUUUUGGAUUGGGAACUGGUCCAUGCAAUAUGUUUUCUGGUAUUUCUCGAGCAUCAUGGCACAGAUCACUGUUGAUAAAACAUCAGUAUCACUGAUGUGGCAUUGAAGCAGCAAUAGAAAAACUAGUUUGUUUACAAAAUAGAUGGAAAUAGAUUAACUAAAGAACAUGUUUCUAGAUUGUUGCAUACCUUCAGCAUAGCUUUGUUCAGUGAAGCUAUUCUAUUAGACAAGUUUUAUCCAACCUGGUGCCCAUUAGACGUAUUGACUACAACUUUUAUCAUCCCCGGCAAGCAUGGCCAUUGAGGAAGUCUGUUUUCAGAGGAUAAGAGUUUCACAGGGCUCUUGUGUUUCAGUUCAAAAUAGUGUACUCUGUCCUUUUCCUUUGCAUUAACAAACAUGUUUUUGUUCCAUUUGUCAAUAUAAGGGAAAUCAGACUGCACUAAAAUCUGUAUUAUUUUUAUAUUUUAGAAAUUGCAGAAUACUUUUAACAUCUGCUGCAUUUCUCCAGUGUGUAUCCUGUCUGUAAUGAACAGUUAUUCCUGUAUAUAAGUUUUAUAGAUUAGUCUGCAAAAUGCUUUUGACUACUCAAUUAAAGGCAUUGUAGCAAAAUUGUUACUAUGUAUAAAAACCCCUGUGUAAAAUUGUAUCUUGCAAUGCAUCUAUUGUUCAUGCAAAUACUCAUUGCCUAUGUCUUCCUUUAUAUAUAUUUACAAAUGUUAAUGGAUUAUUGGUGGAAGGAUGUAAAUGAUAGUCCUGGUAAGGAAAUCAUUCCAUGUUCAAGAUCCACAUCAUAUCCAUUUAUAUUUCUGUUAUGCUUUUUAAAUUAUACAGUUAUGGAUAUGAACUCUCUCUGAUUAUGGAAAUGGCUUGAUUUUUCUGGGUGUAUUAAAGCCUCUCUGCCAAGUAUCUUUUGUAAUGCAUUUCUUUUAAAAUGUAAUAUUUUGACUGUACUGAAUUCUCUUAGUAUUCUUUCCCUUUUGAAAAAAAUAAAGUGUAUAUUCUACCAAA